This is a messenger RNA of Paramuricea clavata, 4503 nucleotides long. The record is from the annotation of a GenBank genome assembly. NCBI's taxonomy places the organism in Eukaryota, Metazoa, Cnidaria, Anthozoa, Malacalcyonacea, Plexauridae.
AUGAUAUCCGUCGCACAGCAUGGUUUUCUGAGAGGAAAGUCUUGCACAGGUCAGCUCAUUUCCGUUCUUCACCGCAUCAGCCAAAACCUGGAUUCAGGGAAACAAACAGAUAUCUUGUAUUUCGAUGUUGCUAAAGCGUUUGACACGGUGAAUCAUAGCCUUCUUUUAAAGAAACUCCAACGAUUUGGACUUAGGGACAAUAUUUUAACGUGGUUUAAAAGUUAUUUAUCCGGACGACAACAGCGUGUACUAGUCAAUGGUGAGAUUUCAGAGACACGUCCAGUUUCCUCCGGCGUUCCGCAAGGAUCAAUACUCGGACCACUCCUGUUUCUCAUCUACAUAAACGACCUUCCCGAAUCAAUAACCUCAUCCGCUGUUGACGUUUCCUUGUUUGCCGACGACACAAAAUGCAUCUCAGUUAUUGAAUCACCGGUUGAUGCCUGUGUCCUUCAAGCUGAAGCGAGAAACGUGGAGAAAUGGGCUGAGUUUUGGAGGCUCAAAUUCAACGCCGAAAAAUGCAAAGUUCUGAGCGUUACGAGAAAACGUCAUCCUCUUGUUGCUGAAUACAUUGUCAACGGUAAAACUUUGCAGCAUGUUUCCUCCCAGAAAGACCUCGGAGUGACGGUUUGUUCAGAUCUCAGAUGGAACACUCAUAUUUACGAGCAAGUUACGAAAGCCAACCGCCUACUUGGUAUGCUCAAACGUUCGACUAUCAAAGUUAAAAACGUAAAUACCCGACGCUGUCUCUACCUUACACUUGUGAGAUCCCAUCUUGCUUAUGCCUCACAAGUGUGGUGUCCACAGACUAUCACCAUGUGUAUGGAGCUCGAACGCAUACAACGUAGAGCGACCAAAUUCGUACUGUCUUUACCAUUCCAAACGGACAUGCCAUAUAAAACGAGACUCGCUGCGUUGAAUAUGCUACCUCUCUGUUACUGGCACGAAUAUCUUGAUAUCCUGUUCCUCUUCAAAUGCAAAUAUGGCUUGGUUAAAACUGAUAUCCUACCCGAAGAAGUUGACACUCUGACUUCAACCAUAAAUCUACGCUCUUCUAAUAACUCUCUUGUAAAAUAUAACAUUCCUAAAGUAAGAACGCUAUGUCACCAGAACAGUUAUCUUGUACGAGUAUCGCGUGUGUGGAACUGCCUACCAGAUGAGCUACGGAAACCAGAACUAUCAUUGCAGAGCUUUAAAUCACGUGUUAUAAACUAUUACCACUCCGCAACAUUAACCGUGUUUGACCAGGAAAAUCCGCAGACGUGGAAAUCAGUUUGUCUGAAAUGCCAUAAAGCCAGGCAGCUUACUGCAACAAUGAAAUGUUGUUCUUAAUUGAACUAGUUAUUUUGGCAAUUAUUCAAUGUAGUAUACUUCAUUUUAUCCGAUGUAGAGUUGGGUUUUUCGCCAUUUUCGUUUUAUUUAUCGACGGAUACAGAACCUAUAUAUAUUCUCGCAUUUAUUCUGUUUGACAAUUUUGUCAUUUUGUUUUCCCAAAUUUCGAAAUUUUUUACCCUCUCUCUCUACUUCGGAUAAAAAGGACUAUACUAUAUUCUUGUUUGAUAUUUAAAUUAUAAGUUGUGAAGUUUUGUAUAAUGAUGUUUUGUAACAGGUCACUAACGUAAUUGGCUCACGCUGUGUUAGUGUUCCUGAACCGUCUUCCUGUUUGCAUAUGUAUAUUUCUGUUGACGGCUGAAGUUAAUAAAUCUAAAUCUGAAUCUAAAAUCUAAUCGCAUACUCGAACCGACCUGACCACGUAGCUCAGUUGGCAGAGCGUUGGGCUAGUAUUCCAAAUGUCGUAGGUUCGAAUCCCACCGUGGCCAGGCAUAUUUUCAAGCCUGCCCGGUGUGGAUAUACACUCAGAGUAACAUCACACAGCAUCUAAUAUGAAGUUGUGUGUUUUUUCUUCGAUAUGAUACUUUCUUCAUUAAAAUUAUUUUAUCACAUUGUUAUAAAUACAAUAAUUUAAAUAUCGUUUAGAACACCACCAAUGUGCCUAAUGUUCAAUGCGUAACAUGUGGAGUUUCGUUUUCACCAUCAACAAUCAAGUCACAUAGACUUGACUGCCCAUCUAAGGAUUUGAAUGAAAGGUUGGUUGCUGAACAUUAUCUUUUUCCCACAGUGUACACAUUUUACAAUCGAACAUAUGUUUACAAAACUAUAUUUUACAAAUAUUUUUAAGGUAGCUACUAAUGUUACUAUUAUAAUAUAAUUAAUAUAUUUUGGAGAGUGAAAACGUGCCUAAAAUAUAAACCCAAAUUGGGUUUUCAGUUCAUUGAUAAAAAGGUGUAAACACCUAUAUGUCAAGUUACGUUAUUGUUUUCGAUUUAAUUCAAGUUUUGGGGAUACAUUAGAUAUAAGCGCAGCUCUUUUUGAAAAAGGCCAUAUGCCGAUAGGCUCCUAGAAUUAACUCUUUGAAAUUAAAGACUUGCUAGCAUAGACUAUUUCUUGCUUGGGAAAUCAAGGGAAAAGACACCCAAUGCUCUUCAAAGGGGCUUGCAAAAGUUGGGUCCGUGUUUACUCAUUCAAUGUAUAUAAUGUCACAUACGCUACCAAAGGCAAAGUAAAUGGUUUAGCCAACAUAUUAUGCUUGCUAACUACGGACGCAGGCUAGGCACAUAGCUACGGGGGUGCGGUCGUCCCCCACUCCCAAGAAAAUUUCUGAAGUGGUUUCAAAUAUUGUUUAAAUACGCCAAAAACAUAUCAUAAGUUAAUUGAUUAAAAUAGUCAUGAAACAAAAUACAAAAUUAAAUUCAACAAGAAAGAUAUAUUGAAAAAUGAACUUGAGUAUCGAAUUACAUUUUGUGCUAGAGUUAACAUUUUCAGUUUACAUCGACAACUGCCCCUCUAGUAAAUAGUGCUCCCCCCCACCUCCAAUUUUACAUCCUAGCUACGUGCCUGAGGAGGCCAUACUAAAGACAGCAUUAUUUGGACAGCACAAUUGUGCCGAAAAUAAACAUUAACAUCUUUCAUGAGCAAUUUGCCCGGAAUUGAGCCUACACACAAAAGGAAAAAAAAUAAAUAUGUGGGUUUCCUAUUUCUUCUUGUAUAAAAACUUAGGUAGGGUAGGUCGUUUUUUUUUAAAUUUUUCUAACAGCCGGACGCCAUUUUGUUUAGUCAGUGCCUCCACAUCCAAAAAUAAAUUUCCCUAAAGUUGCCUCAAAUUUCCAUUUUCUACAAACAUUUUCCUCUAAGUGGAAACAAUUACAAGCAUUAUCCAAUAAACAAGUUUAGGGUCGUUAUUUCGGCAUCCAAAAGCUAGGUAGGGCGGGAAACCGGAAACCCACAUAUUUUUUUCCCUAAACAAUAUGUAUUCCAUUAACAUUGUGUAAAUCAGUUUCGACGCACAAUGUAAAUAGUUAUAUAUUCAUAUUGUCUAUUUAAGGUGGCUUGGUUGAUUUUAUGAUUGUGUAAUAUCUAUAGUAAGAGAUAAAAGUAUAAUACAGCAGUAUCAUGUUUUCUUAUGCAUAUUUAGUAUACCAGUUAAAAUGGUUGUCAUCGCCGACAGUGAUGAUAAAGAUGUUGAUGUGUCAACUGCCUCGUCACCUUCAACAUCUGUGGUAAAGAACCCAUUUGUGUUUACUCCAUCAAAAGAAACAACAGAAUCUUUGCGUGCUGUUUUCCCUCAUGUGGAUGGCGAUGAAGUGAUCGAUCUCUGCUUUAACAGCAUGUUAUGGUGACGAGAAAGCUGCCGCUUCACUGUUACUUGACAAACAAUCGGACUCACAUUCAACAUUGCCAGGUCAAACAGAUUCUCUUUGCAUUUAUUACAAUUAAAACUCUUUUGACCCAUUAACUGGCAGUACUCGUUCUUUGACAAGUAAAAUCAUCUGACUAACCAGGCAAAUGAGUUACUGAACUGUAAGUUGAUCAUCGGAGGUCAGAUAUGGAACAAAUAUAAGUUACAAUACUGUAGAUAGUAGAUCGGUAGCGGUGGGGUUUAUACCUUGAUUGCAUAUGCAGUGAUUAUUAAUUAAACUUUUUUUUCAGAUUCGCCUAUCGCGUGUGGUACAGUUAGAGAAUCCUUGGCUAAAUUCCGUCAACAGAACAGGGAAUCAGGGCCACCGCUUAGAAUUCAUCUUGACAGAAUGGAAGGAGAGUUGGAUAGUGAUAUCCUUGCCUUAUACAAAAGCAAGGACAUAUCUCUGAGAAGAACACCAAGAGUCAGAUUUGAGGGGGAACCAGCUGUUGGGUCAGGGCCUGUGUCAGAAUUUUUUACACUCUAUGAAACUACUAGAGGAAGGUUUCUCACUCAAUGAAAAGAUUACAGUACUUGAAGGAGAAGAUGAUCACAAGGUGCCAAUUGCAAACACCAUGUUAAGAAAGGCUGCCAUCUAUGAAACAUUUGGAAAAAUGAUAGGACAUUCAAUUCUACAUGGUGGUCCUGGCAUAUAUGGUCUUUCUGCAGCAGUGAUUCAUUACUGGACAGUUGAUAAUACGAAAGAGAAUCCCCCAACUUAUUCUUUAAAGGAUGUUGCAGAUAUUGAACUUAGAGGAAUCAUAACACAG